Messenger RNA from Spinacia oleracea (spinach), 2564 nucleotides. RefSeq lists its product as uncharacterized. The record is from RefSeq and is a predicted model, not a curated record. The transcript is spliced from 5 exons. Lineage: Eukaryota; Viridiplantae; Streptophyta; Magnoliopsida; Caryophyllales; Amaranthaceae. The coding region runs from base 10 to 2304 and encodes 764 amino acids.
CCCAAAUCUAUGAGGCACAUCAUCGGAUUUAGAUGGGUGUGCGAUUUUAUUAACUUUCCAUGCUCUGUUGCCGUGUUUCGGGAUCUGCACGAUCUGUCUUUCAACCACGCUUCCAAGGGGGAUGGGUAUGGUUGGUGGACCAUUAUCAACAAAAGAUCCCGAAGAAAGGGGGAGCCGAACUAUAUUACGGCCUACCCUUACCUCAGCUCUGAUCAUAACUGGAAGACGGAGUGGUUGUUCGUUCGUGUGCCGACAGAUCCGAAGCAUCCACAUUUUUACCGCCCUCCGAAGUGGUUUGUGACUCCUGAUCCUGAUAUGCGAAGCGUGGCUGCUCCGGAUCGGAACCAUCACCACUACGUGGAUCUCCUCCAGUGGUUUUUGGCUCGGGAGGACAACUACAAAUUGCCGUCCAACUGGCUCCCGAACCUCAACUAUAUCUUGCGGGAGGACAUUCUUGCUGUUGCCGGUCUCAGCAGGAUUUUUGACAGGGAGUACGGCUUUAGCUGCGUUGAUCCUGUGGUCUUGGGUAUUUCUUUGGAUCUGAAGACCAUUCACGACUCGGCCCCUGAUUAUAAGUUCGGGAAGGAGAAUCCUCGUAAUCCUCGUUUGAAGGAUUACGUGCUGUCUCCGUCGGGUGUCGCUCGGAUAUCUGAAGUUCGAGCUGAUCCGUGGGAUUCUGCCUCUUCUCCCGAAGCUGUUCCAGUGAAAGUCGUGCUCCCUGAUUUGAGGACAACCUCGGAUCCGGAUCAGCGCAAAAGGAAGAGCAGCACUCUUUUGAGGCCUUCUGCGCAUCCGAAGAAGGCGAAAGCUGAUCAGUCUUCGGAGAAGGAAGUGGUUUCGGAAGUCAUGCCUCCUCCCAAAAACCUCCUUCACUUCAUGCCCUUGCCCGGGCAGAAGUUGAAGAGUGUGGUGGUUGUGGAACCGCCUCCCGUGGACCAACCGCUGGCUGAGGAAGAUACCAUCCCUUCUCCGCUGAAGCCGUCUGCUGCUUUAGGGAUCGAGAUCCAGGAUAUAACCAAGGUGAUGGAGGCAAUUGAAGCCGACCUUGUUCCUGGCUCGGAUGUCCCUAUUGUGGCCGAGCAGAAGGAAGAAGCUGCUGACGUUUCUCUCGAAAGGGAGAAAAGUCCGGAUAAGGAGAUGGUGGAUCUCACCGAAGCUCACGUAGAGGUUCCCGAAGCUGAGAAGGAGGAACCCGAGCAGGGUCUGACGAGGAAGAGGCGUCAUUCGACCUUGGGCUCCACUUCGACCUCGGCCCUGGAUAGACUGAUCCACGCUGACCCUUGCUCGGAUGUUCCGCUGAAACGGAUCCCCGAGGAGGUAAGGGAGGCGAUGGCUCGCUAUGCCAGAGCUCCGGUUUUGGGGGAGAACCCCAUGGCUCACGUGGGAUCUUUGGUGGGUCCCGAAGCUGCACGGGAGAAUCUUCUUCGGGCCAACCCGCAGUGGAGGGUUCCUGGAGCUGAGGAGAGGAACCCAGCUAUGAUGGCCCAAUAUUAUCUGAAUGAGGCUGUUUUCUGGUCCUCGUUCGCUUCCGAGUGUAGCUCGGUUGAGGAAAGGCAGCUGAGGAGGUAUCAGGAGGCUUAUGCUCGUGAUAUCCCUGUCUUGGACCAGAAGGCUGGGCAGCUCAUGGCCGAGAUGGUGGACCUCAAGCAACUGUACCUUCAGUACAGUCGUGAGGCUAGGGAAGCGGCGGAACAGAUCGAGGCCGAAGUUGGGAAGCUCACUUUCCAAGUUGAAGAGGAUGCUGAAAAGAUAGCUUCCUUCGACAGGGAGAGGAGAGAAAUGGCUGCCAAGUUUGCGAGCGAACUUGAAGAAAAAGACAGUCUUCUCAAGGAGAUGACGUCUAAAUUUGAGGCGGCCAUUAAGCAGAGCCAGGAAGCGGAGGCGAGGCUUCAGCAGUUUAUCAAGCACCGGGAGAUUGUUCAGAAUCAAGCUGACAAGGUGCCCGUUCUCCAGCUGAAGAUCCGAGAGAAAGAUGCUGCCAUUCGGAAGUUGGAGCAAGAGAGAGUUGACCUCUACACUGCUGAUCAGUGUAGAGAGCAAUACUGGAAUGGCAUCCUAGGUGCUCGGCGGAUGUUCGCGAAGCAUAUGCCUCAUUUCCCUUGGAAUGAGAAGGUUCCGCUCUGGAUGAGGGCCCAGGAUCACUUGGUGGAGUGCCAGGCCGAUCGAGACGAAGCUGAAGCUGAACGCCAAGCUGCUCUUGCAGAGGCUCGGGCCCAGAAGGCGGCUUCCGAAGGUGAUACUACUGCUGGGGGUUCUUCGAAGGAUGCUCCUCUGGGGGAUGCUCCUGAGACUCCCAAGAGCUAGGGAUUCGGGCAGUCGUCUUCUUCAGAGUCGGUCGGUUCCAGUUGAGGACUUCCGAACAUGUGCUUGCCUUUCCCCCUUUUGCCUCGGCGCUGCGUUGUACUUAUUUCUUUUUUGUUUUCUUUAGUACUUCGGUAGGCCGGUAUUGUCUGUUGAUGGCUGCCGAUUUUAACUUGUUUCAUUUUGUUUUCAAUUUUUGAGGUUUUUCGAUGUAUUUGUACUUCCCCCAAAUAUUGAAUAAAAAAUGAAUGUUUGUUACUUGG